CACACACACACACACAAAUAUCAUGAUUAUCAAGAUUAAAAACCUGUAUAGCUACCCCAUUGAUUCUUUCUUUUCUUGGUCUUUAAUGCCACAUGCCCCAGUUUAACCCCACCCAGAGCAUUUUUAUUGUCAUGCUGUUUUGCACUUACUUUCUGGGAUCUGGUAAAAAUAAAUAAUUUAUUUGUCUGUCACAAUGUUUCUACAGAACAAUGUAAAAGUCUUUGCAACCCCCGUAGACAGUUGUUUCUGUAUAGUGAAGUUUCACCCAAAUUCUGAAAACGAGUAUUUCCUUACUUGCUUCCUUGAACCUUGCUCCUCAUAUUCAGUAUUCUGAAACAUAAUUUACAUGAUUAUUAGUUAUCAACUGAAAUCCCAUUUGAGCACCUUCAGCCUAAUUUUGAUUUCUGAAACGUCUGGAACAUCCUUAGUUUCCUUUUCCCCGUUUUUCCCAGUGGAUUAGUGUCACGGGGCAGUUUUUCCCUAAAGAGAUUUGUCUGCUCAAUAACAGGUGUACAAAGCACUAUUUAAUGCUUCGUAGCAAAAACUAGUUGUCUUUUUAUUAUUAUUAUUCUAAGAAUAGAAUAAAAGUGUUCAAAUUGCUAUAAGAUGGCCGACCCAUGAAGAAUUUAGAGAAUUUUUAGAUUAAAUAUGAUCUGCUUUUUGUGUCUUAUAGUCAGAUAGAGAUGAAAGCCAUCAUGUUUCCAGGUGAGGUUAAAAAAUAAGUUGAUUUUUAAUGGUGUUUUUAUUGUCACAUUUAAGUAUUAGUGCCUUCAACCUCAUUUUGGUUUUGUUUAGAUAUCUAGAUGAAACUCAGUUUCUUUUUAUCCACCUUUCCCAGUGGAAUACUCUCAUAUUGUUGCUUUUCCCUAAAGAGAUCCAUCCCUCCUCAACAACAGCUCCCAAAAUGAAUGUGAAAUAUGAUGCUACUGUGCCAAACUGGUCAUUAUUUUAAGAAUAGAGCAACAAUGUUAGAUUUAAUAUAGAAUAGCUCGCCCAAGAAGAGUUUUGAUUUUAUUUACAGUAAAAAAAAAAGGUUUUGGUAUUUAAUUUGAUUAUAAAAUAAUCUGAUUUAUGGGUCUUUAGGAGAUUUAGACAGGAAUGAAAGCCAUCAUGUUGCCAGGUGAGAUAAAAAAAGAUUUUUUUUAAAUAUAUUCUUAUAUUUCCGAUUCAUUUAUUUAAAUGGGUUUAAGGAUAGAAACUCAACUCUUCUAUUUCCUAACUGAGUGAGGAAGUCAAGCCUCUUUUUCUUGUUUUGGACACACCUUUACACGGCUAGGAGGAGGAGCCACGCUCACCGUCAUUCACCGAAGGAGACCGGCUGAUACAGCAACUACUAAGUCAUUCGGAGAACAUUUUUAUUUUCAGAAAACAUUUUUCGUUUAUUUUCAGCUUUUAAGAGAAAAUUUUUGCUCUGUUUGGAUUUCCUGUGAGCGACUGAUGGACAGGACAUCCUGUUAGUUGUCUAUUGGCACGAUGUCCUUAUUAACGACGUCUCGUGAAUAACGAUUUAGCCAAUUAAAAAAAAAACAACAACCGACAGCCUCCUGCACUGAUGGCCUUCUUCAGACAGCUGAAACUCCUUCUCUGGAAGAAUGGACUGUCAAUCAUCAGACAGCCGACGUGGUCCAUGACUCUGAUAGCCUGGCCUUUGGUCAUCUUCAUCCUCAUUGCUGUGACCCGGUACCAUUUCCCUGCCUUUCCAACAAACACAUGCUAUGUUGCACCCCGUAACCUUCCAAGCACUGGAUUCUUCCCUUUCCUGCAGACUGUCCUGUGCAACGCAGACAGUCACUGUCAUAAUACAUCUCAACUGGUGGAUUCAACUCCGACAAAAUCAACAAGGAACCGAAGGUCUGCCUCUCCUGAUACCUCUCCAGUGUUGCAAGGGUUGGACCUUUCCAACUUUGCUCCCACUAAUGACGCCAACAAUGAUCCUGCCAUCUUGGUUCGGUUGAUGGAAAGCUUGGUUGGUUCAACCAACCAAGGGAUCCCUAACAGUGUCUCCUUUGUGAGUGCGUUGAACAUUACUCUGACUGAUCAGGAGGCUUUGGCCCAACUACUGGAGUCUGUGAAUGUUUUGAGGAAAGCCAUCUGCACGGUCACCUUGCCCUGGACAAACACAGAAGCACCCAACUCCGUCACCGACGCUCUGACCAGUUUCUGUAACUCCAACAGCUCUUUGCUUGAAGUCUCACUUCAAACCCUGAACAUGAUACUGACGGAGCUGUUGCUGGAGAAACCAGACGAGGUGAUGGGGGUGGCUGGAACGGCGGUGGUGUUUUUAAAUGAGCUCCAAAACCAAACUGCGGUGUGGGAGAACCUUUUAGCAAUUCCUGACAUCUUCUCUUCUUCUUCUGUCGAUCAAACACUGAUCAUCACUGAAGCCCUCAUCAAAAAUUUGCAAAGUCUUGCACAGUUCAUCAAGACCGAUUUCCCUCAAACAUCGGAGUCACUCUCCACAAUUAACCCACUGCUGGUCGGAGGUAUCAAAGUAGUUCAGUAUAUUCGAAACUGGCCCGGAAAAGAUGUAACCGUGACCCUGGGAGACAUUGUCACACUGCAGAAUGACACAAUUGGUGGAAUUUCAAACUUUAUUUUACAAGGCAUACAUAUACCACUGGAUAAGGCCAUUGCUCUUUUGUGGGACAGAAACAUUGCGCAUUCUUACUUGUGCGACAGCAUCAGCCAACCAAUGUGGGUAACGAUGGCGUGCAGUACCGGCACCGUGGACGUGCUUCUGAGCUGGAUCAGUCCUGAAAAAGGGGCAAAGCAGGUUCUCCUGGAAUGGAGUAAAUAUGUAGCAGCAGCAGAUGUGGCCUUUGUAAAAGAACUGGUGCUGUCAGGAGAACAGGGUGUCGCUAGCGUCACAAGAUCCCAGCGUAGCGUAGAUGUACAACCACAGAACUCAGAGGAGGAGCUGUUCUUGGGUAUCGGCGAAGUGCUGUUGGAGAUUUCGACAAUCGAUCCUGAGUUUGGAAUGAUUGUUGAGAGAGCUGUCAGUACCGUCUACCAGACUGUGGAUGUAGCAACGACGACUUUAUCUACUUUGGAAGAAAUCCUAAAUAACGUCCUGGGAGAUGGAAAAAAUAUCAGGCAGACUUUGUAUUUGCUGCUGACCAACCAGUCUGAGGCGAGCGCUUGGAUCAGCCAUGUCCUGAACAGUGUGACAGAAAUAAUAAUGAAGACUCUGGAUUCCAAGAAUAACUCAUGUGAACAACUUGUUGAGCCCAUCGAGUGGUUUCUGCCUACCCACACCUUAAAGAUAGAAGUUUGGAGAUCAAUGUUUUGCCAGGACCUCACCUCUCUAAAACAAGCAUUGCUAGAGUACUGGUUGCCCGUGGUUGAACAGUUUAAAGAACUGAAGGCAGUUGUCUCAGGUCAAGCAGAACUCAAUGCAACACUUCCUAUGAUCCUCUCUGAGUGGCACAAGCUUUACAAUGCCAGCAGUGGAUUUGAGGAGUUGAUGAACAUACUGGCAAUGGAACUGGGUGGAGCAUUCAGGAUGGACUGGAUUCCUGGCACAAGUGUUGAUCUGACUGGAACGCUUCUACAAAGUGUCCUGAUGUCGACUGAAACGUUUGGAGAACAACUUCAGGAGAGUCAGCAGUGGUCCAUGAUGAAAGAUUACUUCAACAUCGCUAACUGGAUUUUGAACUACAGGACCGGUGUUACAACACAGACACCAAACUGUUAUGUGGACAUCAACUACUUUACCCCGCACUGUGACGCUGACUUAAACUGGUCCCAGUUUGCUUCGGCUGUGACCAAUGUUCUGACAACACCAAGCCCAAAUGCCCUGUUGGAUUGUCUCAAAGGAACCAUGCAUUUGUUACAACAUGUGUAUGGGGCGGUCUACCAAAACCUGACUGCUUCAUAUUUAAAGGAGAAAAUCAAAGGAGAAGAUGCCAUCUCUGCCUAUCUUAUCAAUCAAAUGCAUAACCUGGAGACCUUUGUUCAGACAAUAACUGUGCUCCCCAACCAGAACAUCACCGACCCUGCUGUGAUGGGUCCACUCAUCAGCACUUUAUUAGAUUCCAUGGGACUGAAACCACUCCUGCCUCUGUUCAUCAGUGAGGGUCCCUUUAACAUCUCCACAUUGCUUGGUGUGGUCUCAAAGUUAGGCAGAAUCAACCAGAACAUCUUCACUUUCAAUGAGACAGACCCAACAAUGCUUGAACUGGAGCGGUUGAUUUUUGAGUUCCUCUCUUUCAAGGGCAACCUGACACUUUCUCUCUCCAACGUUAUGGCAAACAGUCUGCUAUCCUUUUCAAACUACCUCAGCCCUGAUUAUCUGGCUCAACUUAAACAGGCCAUUCAGCCUUUCACCAACCAGAACUCAGCUGGCAUUGCAGAAGCCACCCUUAGUGCCAUAGAGCUUCUGAAGACACUGAUGGAUUCUCCAAAUAGUGACCCAACUACCAUUGUUCUUGGCUACUUGCACCAGCUUCAGAUGUUUAUAUUGUCUAAUUUUAGACUUCAGGAAUUGGAACAUUUCCUGUUAGCAAAUGGACAGCUGAAUGAAACUCAAGUCACAGAUGUCCAAAAGGCUUUUGUGGAUUUUCUCAGCUUCUUCACCUCUGAGAACCUUCAGAGUCUUGCUCAGGCUGGACCAGAUGCUGCCCAGGAUGCUGUCAUUCAGAAGUUUUUAGCAAUCCUUCCACCUGCCUUACAGCAAAAUGCAUCGGUCUUUCUUCAGGAUUUAAAAGUUAUUCAAACUCAGCUGGCCAUUUGUUCUCAAGAAACAGGACAGAACUGUUUGCAAGGAAUAUUUGAGAUCCCUGAAAGAUUGUCUCAAAUAGAAGAAUUAAUGCGUGCGUUGAGCAGUGAUAUUAUUGUUAAAUUUAAUUCAUUUAAUCCUGCUGCCUGGAGUCAGAAAUAUGAGGCACUUGCAACCACCAUCUUCUCACUCACCUUGUCACCAAACAAUGCCGCCAAUGUAGAAACAUUCAAACGGGCCCUUUAUUUCCUUAGACUGGUCACAAACGGCACAGACAUUUCACGGUCCAUUGUCCAGAAUGCUCUGAUGGAAGCAAAUUUAAGCCUUUAUGAUCUGAAUAAAAUUCCUUUGCUUGCUGCCAACACGAAUGCACUUCUGGCAAAAGUGAUGGAAGUCAUUGAUGCUAAGCAGUGUUUCAAACCUCAAAACACCCUGACUGAAUUGGGUUACUGUGCUGUGGGAAUGAUCAACAAGAUCAGCUCUUUCCUGGCACAACUUCCUGCAUUUCACAAUGACACAGCUAUACUCUCUCUCCUCCCAGUAAUCAUUAAUGAAACCACCAGCGACAUCAUCCAGGUGAACUCCGUUUCCAGCCCUAACUUGGUUGUUGCACAAACCUUGCAAACCAUCUUGGCCAGCAUCAAAAUGGGCCUCCAGCAGAACAAUCUGAGCACUCCGGACAUUAUGAAUGAAAUCACAGUGGUGGAAGGUCUGGUAGGGCUGGUUACCAACUUAGAGCCAUUUUACAUUUUUAAUUCCACCUUCAGCAAUGAUCCAGUCCAAGCACAGAAGGUGUUUCUGGAGCUCCUGCAAUGGUAUUUGAAAAAGCUGGAGAACACCACCAGCAUCAGUUCAGUCUCAGAGCUCCUCCAACCCUUUUUCUACAUCACACAAAUGCAAGUGGCAUCUCAGCUGGCUCAGACAGAGUUUUCUGUGUUUGUCAGUAACAAAGUUGAGUUCCUCACGAACACCCUUCAGUACCCAGUAGAUGGUGCAGGCAUGAAGAUAAUUGGACAGACAGCAAUUGAUAUGACACAGUAUCUAUUGGACUACAUCAAUGAGAUGAUAAACAUUCAGAGUGGGAAUGAAUUUUUCAACCAGCUGGUCAAUACCAGUGCUUUGCAUUCCAUUGAGCUCCAAAUGAAUUCCUACCUCCAACUCAUAGAAAAGUGGAUGGAGCAGCCAGACAUCCCGAUGCUCCUAACAAGUUUGUUGCAACUGGGAAACUCCUCUAUGCCUUUGUCCGCGGCAGUGACAGACCUCCAGAACUUGAUGAAGACGACAAAUAUAUUUGUCACUGAUCAUCAACUGAACUACUUGAACCUGAUAACCAAUGUCACCCAGUCAAUCAGUGAAGCCAUUAUGGUGGCAGAGCAAACUGGUAGCCUACAGAGCGAAGAGAUUGCAGCUACAUUGUUAGGAGCAGUGCAGAUCCUGAGCCCAUACUGGAGUUCCCCACCGACUUAUGUCCAGCAGGAAGUUUGGGACACUGUGCGAGAUACACUCAGCCUCCUUACCCAGAACCUGAGCUUUGCUUCAUCACAUAAUCUCACCCUGGUCAUUCUGGAUAGAGUUGAGACACUUGCAAAGUUAAAUCCAACUGUUGUAGAAUAUCUUCUUCCCUUUCUCGAAAUAAUCAGGACAUACUUUGAGAGCACCAAAAACAGUGGGACUGACCAGUGGAAUCGAAUAAUUCUGGAUGAGAUGAAGGUAAUCCAGAGCUUCCUGCCACCAGACAGCAUAGCAGAACCCAUCAUCUCUGCUGUCAUAAACUUCACUGAAGUCGUCUUGCAGCUAAGCCAAAGCAACAUGAACAUUUCUGGAGGAUAUGUGGAUUCAUUGCAAGGAAUUCUGUCACAAAUCCCAGGCCUGGGCAGCUUUUUGAGCACGUCCAUCCAACUUUUAAUGGGAGGCACAGGAUCUGGCACUGGAUUUCCUAAUCUUGCUUUGGUUAUAGAGCAGCUGACGACUGGGACGGCAAACCAAGAAACAUGGGACAACCUCAAACAGAUGCUGGCUGCUCUCCUGUCAAGUGUGGAAGGACAAGAAGAAUGGAGCUACAUCGCAUCUGUGAUGUCUCAGUUGGAAAAAAUCAUUGGUAUCACAGAGAAGAAUGUGCAAGCACAGAUUGAGAUGAUGCUAAGCCUGCAGACACCCAUCCUGGCCCUGAUGAGUGACAUUGCUGCAUCAAUGAACUCCGCUCACAUCGACAUGACUGAGCUUACAGUAGGAAUACAGCACGCCGUUGAAAAUACAAUCAAAGCAGCUCAGCUAGCAAAUGGUACACUGGGCUGCACAGAGACCCUCGGUAUAUGGGAGCCUGUCAGAGUGGCUGCAAGACUGAACAGUUCCACUCUUGCUUUGUGGUGCGAAGCCAAUCUGCUUCCUGUGUUUGAGGCUAAUGCCGCAGCUCAGAUUGGCUUCACCAACCUGAACAUGAACAUCACAACCAUGGAAACAAUGAGUGCAAGCGCCACAGCCGACAGGAUUGUUGAAACAAUGCAGUCCCUUUAUGAAGUCGGCAUUAACCAGACACUUGUGAUACAGCAGUUCAUCACGGCUGUCUCCAGCCAGAUCUCAGGGCUGACAGGCCUGCCUUUGAGCCCUGAGGCGCAGCUUUACUGGUCCAUGCAGCUCCAGGACAUGCAGCUACAACACAGUUUGAUGCUUUUCCAACAGUACUCUGGAGAGUUGCUCCAAGAGGCUCCCUUCCUGCAGCCUUACAUCAAUGCUUUGGUGAAGACGGGGAUCUACGUCCUGGAAAACUACAGCUACAUUGAAAACAACGGCUCGUUCCAAAAUAUUUUCCAAGAAGCGGCUGCGAUCUUCCUAAUGUCUGCUAACCUCACCUCAGAUGGCACCUUGUCCUCCAUGUGGGGAACUGCUUUUGCUCCAAACGAGACGCUUCUCGCUGACCUGAUCAGUGAAACUAUCAAGCUCAUGAUCAACACAAAUGUCUUUGGGAGUUACCCGGACGUUCACCAGGCCUUGGAGCAGUUUAUGUCAGUCGAUGGCACAAACGUGAUGGCGCAAGGUUUUUUUGACAUGUCUGUCUGGUUGACAUCAACUCAAGCAAGUGGGCUGGACCUGUUCAGUCAAGUGCUCUCCAAAACAUAUGACAUUGUCAGGCCUGUGCUCUCCGUCCUAACUAGUAUGAGUGUUGGAGUGCCCGUGGAUCUGUUACUGUAUGAAGAACUUGCUGGGAACAUCGUUUCGAUGUCCAAGCAGUUUGCAGGCGUCAGUGAUCUUCUGCCUCUCGUGUACCAACAACAAACCGUGUUUCAGGCGAGCAGUCAACAAAACCCGAGGAGCAGGCAAAAACGUGACCUCUCGGCGGUGACGACAGUGAUCCCACAGCCCUUUGAUGAUAUUGUCAGAAUGUUCCAAAUUGACUACCCAGCCAUGUACCAAGCAGUGUUUGUCUCUCCGACCACGGCAGAAGUAAUAGACACAGCCCAUGUGGUUGCUGCCAAUGCCGAUCUGAACGCUGUGCUUAAAGGAGCUUCGAGUAACAUGCAGUGGAGCUUAAAUGCUUCACGGGAGGCGACCAUCGACGCCACCCUUGGGAUGGUCUCUUUCCUCACCCACCCUCAGCUUUUAGUGUCCCCACCAAUGGACCUCCUUUUAAAUGCUACAAACACACUCCCCGAUGGCAUCCCUUACUCCACUGGGAUUAAAAAUAUCGCCAACAAGCUUGCCAGUGAAUCUCCAGAGAACCUGACGCUCAUGUGGCAAACCGUUCAAACAGCCACUCGGCUCCUUCAGAUCAGCCCGUCAGACCCACAGUUCACAAAGCAACUAAACCAACUCAAAUUGCAGGUGUGUACGGUGGAGGACGUGAACACUGUGAAGGUCACACUGGAAACCAUGUCCAUCCAACAUGGGCAGCUUUGCAACACAGUGGUGCCCAGUAUGCAGAUCUUGGCCAGUAAUCUGCAGGCGAACACAAGCUCUCUGCCGGGACUCAUCACAGAAAUUCUCAUUGGCGAUCCCAGUAGCUACAACCUCCAGUCAAACUGGUCUUCUGCGUUUACUCAAAUCCUGGGCAUUGACACCAGCAGCCUGAAACCCCUAAACAUCUCUUCUCCAGGAGUGGUGACAUUUGGGAAAAUGUUAAGGAACCAAACAGCUUUUAUUCUGGCUGCUGAGCAACACCUGAAUGUUGAUCCUGCAGCUCUUGCCCUACUAAUGGAAGCCCCAUUCCCAACCAGCAAUGCCAAGAUGUUGUCUUUGUUGGCGAACCUGCAAAACUGCAACGGCACAUCGUCUUCCAACACAUCAAAGAUCCUCUGCUCCAUGUCUGCUGGAGAGCUUUACAAGUUGUUACUGCUGCUGGCUCAACACAUAAACACGGAGAAACUCGCCUACAGAAUUGUGUUGUCUGAUGAAAUCCAGGGCCUGGUCCAACUCCUGCUGCAGGCGACUGAGCUUGCAACAAGAGCGAUGAACACGAUUGCCCCUGCUGUCAAUCAGCUGCAACGCAUUGUGCGCUCUGUCCAAGACCUCAACAUGGCACCCAGCAGUGCCCAGAUGAGGUCCAGCUUCUCCAACCGAGCUACAUUUGUCACCCUGUCCCGUGCUUUGUGUAGCAACGGUAUUCUAGCCCUGUUUGGAAUCUCCAGCAUUCCCGACUUGUCCGUGUCGGGCUCUUCUUUUGCCAACAACAAACAGAGGGAGGAGUUGAUCGACAGGUUCAAGAUUCCAAGAGAUUCCUCGUCUUUCUGUAUGAACAUGUACCUGGACAUGGUAAACACCACAGGAGGAGCCAUCGCCUGGGCGUUCCUCAAACCGAUGCUGAUGGGACAUAUUCUCUUCACUCCAGACACGCCCAUCACCAGGGACAUCAUGAAGAAGGCCAAUGCCACCUUGCAGGAGUUUGCAAAUCUGAAGAAACAUUCGGAGAACUGGAUCGAAUCGUCAAAUUACCUCCUGCAGUCUGCCAGCGUUCUCAGCACCACUCUGCCAAUUCUGCAGAACUCCCUUAACAACCCCUUUGUGAAGAGAUUCAUUGAGAUGCAAACAGGCAUAAAUGUCGACAGUAUAAAAGCAACGCUCAACAACUUCUCUAACCUGACAGAGAUGCUGGAGCAGAACAAACAAAUUCUUAAUCAGAUCACCACCCUGUCCACGCUGAUGGUGAAACUCUCCUCCUGUAUCAAGUUUGACCGUCACCGUGGUUACAACAGCACUGAGGAAAUGGACGCUGCAGCUCAGGAGCUCGCCAUAGAGCGUGAACUUUAUGCAAGUGUCAUCUUCAAGCUCUCCAAUGAUUCAUCAAAGAGGCGCAAGGCCACAUCUUCUCCAUCCUUCUCAGGAUCAUCCCUGCCUCCCAAAGUCAGAUACACCAUCCGCAUGCACAUGGACAACGUGAUGCGUACUGACAGAGUGCGACGGCCAUACUUUGUAAAGGACACUUACAUCACAGCCGGUGGGACGAUGCGCUACAACCGGGGGUUUAUCUAUCUUCAGGAGAACAUUGACCGGGCCAUCAUUGAAACCCAGACUGGUCAGAAAAUAGAAGACAUAGCUGUGCAGCUGCAGCCCUUCCCAUACCCAUGCUUUCUGCGGGACGAGUUCCUGGAAGCCAUGUUUUUUGUCUUUCCUCUAAUGCUGAUGAUACAGUGGAUGUUGUUUGUUGCUGACUUUGUGAAAAAACUGGUGUAUGAGAGAGAGCUGAGACUACAUGAGUAUAUGAAAAUGAUGGGGGUCAACCCACUCAGCCAUUUCUUCGCUUGGUUUCUGGAAUGCACAGCCUACCUGUUGUUAACCAUCUUCAUCCUGCUGAUAGUGCUAAAGUGUGGAAACAUCUUGCCUAAAAGUGAUGGCUUCCUUGUUUUCCUGUACCUGUGCGACUACGGUCUCAGCAUCAUUGCCUUCAGUUUUCUGGUCAGCUCCUUUUUUGAUAAAACCUACAUCGCUGGCCUGAGUGGGAGUCUCCUCUACGUUCUCUGCUUCUUUCCCUUCAUCGUGGUCAUGGCCCUGGAAGGCAAUCUAAACUUCUUCCAGAAGAGCGCUCUGAGUCUGUUUUCCCCAACCUGCUUCAGCUACGCCUGCCAGUACGCUACUCGCUACGAGGCUCAAGGAGAAGGAAUUCAGUGGAGCAAUUCCUAUACCUCGCCCAUAUCUGGAGACAUGGCGUCCUUUGGUUGGCUGUGCUGGCUCCUCUUCAUUGACUCCAUCCUGUACUUCUUCAUUGGGGGUUACAUUCGUAUGGUUUUCCCAGGAAAAUAUGGAAUCCCAGCCCCAUGGUACUUCCCCUUCCAGCUCUCUUUCUGGACCAACCUAUUCAGUAACAAUGGAUCAAGGGGUUCCAAAGGGCUUCUCUUUUCCAACAUCAUGAAAAAUCAGCCUGUCCUCUCAGAAGGAAAAAGAAAAGGCAAGAGCACACUUGCUCAUCAGACUGGUGAGGAUUUCUUGGAGCUCCCGGUGGGUGUUGAGUUGCAUGGUCUCACCAAGAUGUACGGUGACAAAGCAGCCAUACAAAACCUCAACAUUUCCUUUUACGAGAGCCAUGUCACUUCGCUGCUUGGUCACAAUGGAGCCGGCAAGACCACCACCAUGUCUCUCCUGACCGGGCUUUAUGCCCCAACGUCGGGCUCCAUAGAGGUUUAUGGCAAAGACAUGCAGGCCAACAUCGACAAAGUUCGCAGAGAGCUGGGAGUCUGCAUGCAGUAUGAUGUUCUGUUUGAUCACAUGACCACCAAGGAACACCUGCUGCUAUACGGCCAGAUCAAAGCACCCAAUUGGUCGCGCAAAGAGCUGCACGAGCAAGUCCGCACGAUCCUGGAGGAGACGGGCAUGUAUGCUCACAGACACAAGCGGGUCGGCACCUUGUCGGGAGGCAUGAAGCGCAAGCUGUCAAUCUCCAUCGCCUUCAUAGGGGGCUCUCGCCUGGUGGUUCUGGAUGAACCCACCACAGGAGUAGAUCCUUGCUCCAGGCGCAGCAUCUGGGACAUUGUUAUCCAGCACAAGAAAAACCGCACCAUUAUCAUGUCUACCCACCACCUGGAUGAGGCUGAAGUACUGAGCGACCGUAUCGCCUUCCUGGAAAAAGGAGGCAUAAAAUGCAGCGGGUCACCCUUCUACUUGAAAGACAAGCUGGGUCAGGGCUACAAACUCACCCUCACCAAGAAGAUUCAAGAUGCAGGAUCAGAGUCAGUUGACAAUCUAGAACUCAAGUCCUUUAUUCAAGCUCAUCUACCAGAAGCUCGCAUGACUGAAGCUCACGGAGGUGACGCAGUCUACUCGCUGCCCCCCUUCUCCUCAGCCAACGCCUCUUCGUACCGCUCCCUGCUGUCCGCGCUGGAUGCUAACCUGAACGACCUACGGCUGGGGGGCUACGGCAUUUCGGACACUACUCUGGAGGAGGUAUUCCUUCAUCUGACCAAUGAAACCACAGAUGCUGAGGACAAGCCGCUGUCCAUCUCUGAGACGCUCUCUGAUACCGGAUCCAUCAACAGCUUCUCUUCAGACUCCAGCGAGAACUUCAAUGACAAUAUAAAGCUGACCAGUUCUUCCACAGAGAGUGGCGUGACCUUAGCCUGUCAGCAGCUGACCGCCAUGCUCAUCAAGAGGUUCCACCACAGCCGACGAGACUGGAAGGGCUUGAUCUCCCAGGUCCUCCUUCCUGUUCUCUUUGUGAUGGUUGCUAUGGGCCUGGGCUCCAUUAAGAGCGACAUGCAGCACUAUCCCGAGAUGGAGCUAAGCCCUGCCCUCUACAAAAUCUCGCCAAGUUACUCCUUCUUCAGUAAUCAAAAUGGAAAUUCCAGCGAUCUGGUGGACUCCAUGAUGUCAUUCCCCGGGAUCGAUAACGCCUGCCUCGACAAGUUUAACGACCAGGUCUGCACAAGCAACACAAACAACUGGAUCGCUCAGGGGAACAUCUCCAAACCAUUUAGCGUCUGCAAAUGCACCCAGAAAGAGCAGAUUUGCAACAAGGACAACUUCCAGCCACCUCAUAAGAAAGUCCCCUCAUCUCAGAUUGUCUAUAAUCUGAGUGGCAUCAAUGUGGAGAACUACCUGGUGGCCACAGCUAAUGACUUCAUCAGAAACAGGUAUGGCGGCUUUGCUUUUGGCAUGCCUCUUCCAGUCGACUUACAGAUAGAUGUCACAAAAGUGCCCAAAAACCGCACGCUGGCCAAGGUCUGGUUCAACCCGGAAGGCCACCACACGAUGCCAGCAUACUUAAACAGCCUCAACAACUUCAUCCUACGCUCCAAAAUACCAGCAGACAAAGAUCCACAACAAUAUGCCAUUUCAGUUUCCAGCCAUCCCUAUUUUGGCCGGAUGGAUGACGAAGAUACAGUUGUUGAGGGACUGCUCCAGAUCCUCGUGGCUAUGUGUGUGCUGACAGGAUUUUCAAUUAUGACGUCCAGCUUCGCCCUGUAUGAAGUCAACGAGCACCAAAGCGGGUCCAAGAGGCUCCAGCACAUUGCCGGCAUCAGCGAGGCAUUCUACUGGAGUGUGAACUUCUUCUAUGACAUGGUUACUUAUUUGAUUCCGGUGACUCUGACCAUCUGCGUGAUUGCUGCCUUUCAAAUUCCAGCCUUUACAGACAGACAGAAUUUAGGAGCCAUCGCCCUUCUUCUUGUGCUCUUUGGGUUUUCUACCUUUCCCUGGAUGUACCUCUUAUCAGGCGUCUUCAGAGACGGAGAAAUCGCCUUCAUCAGCUAUGUCUGCAUCAAUCUCUUCAUCAGCAUCAACACCAUCAUGUCCACGUCCAUCUUGUACUUCCUUGGGCAAAUAGCACGGCAGAACCCAGAGUUCAUCCAGGAAAUCUUCAGGAAGCUAUGCAACGCAUUCCUCAUCUUCCCUCAGUUCAGCUUUGGGAAUGGAAUGAUGAUUCUGGCCAGGACUAACAUCGAGGUCCAGAUUCUCAGUGGAUACGGAAUCGAUGCCUAUAAGAACCCAUUUUCCACUGACGGCUUAGGGUGGAUGUUCAUCUCUUCCUUCAUCCAAGGUUGUUUCUUCUUCAUGCUCCGUCUUGUGCUCAACAAGUCUCUCAUGCGCAAAGUUAGGCAUCUAAUUUUAGGCAGAAAGACGGUGCCCCAAGUUGCUCCUGAGCAAGAGGAUGAGGAUGUGUCAACAGAGCAUCUUCGUGUCGCUAGUGGAGCAGCCAGCUCAGACCUGCUGCAGAUCAACCAGCUCACUAAGGUCUAUCAGCAUCUCAAUAAGAAGGUGCAUGCUGUCAAGAGACUGUCUGUGGGCAUCCCUGCUGGAGAGUGCUUUGGCCUACUGGGAGUGAAUGGUGCAGGAAAAACCACCACCUUCAAGAUGCUGACUGGAGAUGUUAGCCCUACAGGCGGCUCAGCACGAAUCAUGGACCGAGACCGUCGGUUGGUAGACAUCAUGGAGUGCCGCUACAAAGGAAUUAACAUCGGCUACUGCCCCCAGGUGGAUGCACUGGAUGAUCUGCUCACCGGAGAAGAGCAUCUGUACUUCUACGCUCGCAUCCGUGGCAUCUCAAAGAGAGAGAUAGACGGGGUGGUGAACUACCUGCUGAAGAGGCUUGAGCUGAAUUAUCACAGGAACAUCGUCACUGACGGUUACAGCUGCGGCACCCGCAGGAAGCUCUCUGCUGCUCUGGCUCUCAUUGGACAUCCACAAAUCCUGCUCCUGGAUGAGCCAAGCUCUGGCAUGGACCCCCGCACCAAGCGUCACCUAUGGAAAAUCAUCUCUGAAGAAGUGCGAGGAAAAUGCGCUGUGGUUCUCACCUCUCACAGCAUGGAGGAGUGUGAGGCGCUCUGCAGCCGUCUUGCCAUCAUGGUGAAAGGUCAUUUCCAAUGCCUGGGCUCCCUGCAGCACAUUAAGAACAGGUUUGGCACCGGGUUCACGGUAAAAAUGUACUUGGCCGAGCCAACGUGUGACGCGGAGGCAAUCACCACCUUCAUGCAGCACAGAUUCCCCUCCACUUACCUCAAGGAUCAGCACUCUGCCAUGGUAGAGUACCACGUACCAAAUGCUCCUGGAGGGGUUGCUGACAUCUUCAACCAGCUGGAGACCAACAAGAAUGCUCUGUGCAUCAAACACUUCUCUGUGAGCCAGACCACACUGGAUGAGGUCUUCAUCAAUUUUGCAAUGGGAAAUAUUGGCACAGAUACAGAAUCAACUCACAGUGAAGAGGACGAUGAUGAUGAUGGGCUGGACUCCAUUAAAGCAGUACAAACAUAGAGCUGAAUGUUCAGUGUGACAUAAAACAGUCCACUGUUCACACAAACACAAUGCAUUCAUUAAAAAUAUUCUAAAUAAUCUUUUUAUGUUUAAAAUGAUGAAUAAUCCCCUAAAGUGUAUUAAAUCAAAUGAAGGAUAAAUGACAUAUCUACCUUUUUAUAAAUCUAAUGUUUAUGGAGCAUCAGAGGACCAAACCUUUACCGAUUAAGUAUAUUUGUAUACUACUUCUUUUUUCACCUUGGAUUUACCUGAUCUGUUUUUACCCUUUUUUUAUUUUUUCCUGUAGUUGUGAUACUGGAGCAUUCAUAUAAACAAUGUUUUCCCAUUCAGCAUCUCAGGUUCAACUAAUGCUUUGAAUGUAUGACAUAUAAAACCUCUCAGUCAACAUUAAAUCUGAAAUGUUAAGAGAUGCAUUUUUAAUCUGAAGCCUAUCAAAAUAAAAUAUCCCCAUUCAUCCUUUAAACUCAAAAUGCACUCCUUAAACCUCCCCUAAGGGCUUGCCUUGUGUUUUGGAAUGACUCUUCUAAAUAUUUAAUACACCUUCUUUCUUUUGGACCGGCUCAAUAUGAUUGUGAAUGUAUCAAACCUGUUUUUAUGAUCACAAUAAAGCAAAUUUCCAAGCGCU
Messenger RNA from Nothobranchius furzeri (turquoise killifish), 15512 nucleotides. RefSeq names its product ATP-binding cassette, sub-family A (ABC1), member 12 (gene abca12). Lineage: Eukaryota; Metazoa; Chordata; Actinopteri; Cyprinodontiformes; Nothobranchiidae. The record is from RefSeq and is a predicted model, not a curated record. Gene Ontology annotation, cellular component: membrane; intracellular membrane-bounded organelle. Gene Ontology annotation, biological process: transmembrane transport; lipid transport. Gene Ontology annotation, molecular function: ATP binding; apolipoprotein A-I receptor binding; ABC-type transporter activity.